Molecule: messenger RNA, 909 nt
Organism: Suillus subaureus
Lineage: Eukaryota; Fungi; Basidiomycota; Agaricomycetes; Boletales; Suillaceae
Product: putative enoyl-CoA hydratase precursor, mitochondrial
Exons: 4
Coding region: 1-909 (302 amino acids)
Biological process (GO): fatty acid beta-oxidation
Cellular component (GO): mitochondrion
Molecular function (GO): enoyl-CoA hydratase activity
Source: RefSeq, a predicted model, not a curated record
AUGUCGUUCGUCACAUUCUCCCGCUCAACAUUCCACCAUGUAAGCAGCAGCGCACGUUUUUUCUCCACCAGCUUGCGUGCCCAGCGCGAAUACGCAAAUGUCCUUGUCUCACGGCCCAGCCCAGGCGUGGCACUCAUCACUCUGAACAGACCAAAGGCACUCAAUGCACUCAAUGCUGUGCACUUUCAAGAUAUAUCUGAAGCGAUGAAGGAGGCCGAUGAGGAUGUCAGUGUAGGUGCUAUAAUUCUGACUGGGUCAGAACGCGCGUUUGCGGCUGGUGCGGACAUCAAGGAAAUGAAGGACAAGUCUUGUGAGUAUCUCUCCUUAGUCAUUGAAUACUUUCGGAUAAAGUUUCCCGAAGUCGCAGAAGCCUACACUACCAACUUCCUCGCUGAUUGGGAAGUUAUCACCCAACUUAAAAAGCCAGUUAUUGCAGCCGUCAGUGGUUACGCCCUUGGCGGUGGCUUGGAGCUUGCAUUGCAGGCUGAUAUUCUUCUCGCAGCGCCUUCGGCACAACUUGGACAGCCAGAAGUCAAUCUCGGAGUCAUCCCUGGCGGCGGGGGGACCCAACGUCUUGCCCGUCUCGUCGGUAAAUCGCGUGCCAUGGAACUCGUCCUCACCGGACGUAUAAUUGGUGCGGACGAGGCAGAACGCUGGGGCAUUGUACGAGUUGUACGAGAAGGCAGUGUCGUUGAUGAGGCCGUAAAGGUGGCAAGCGAUAUUGCAAGCAAGGGACGUAUCGCAGUGGGUGCAGGAAAGGAGGCUGUGAAUGCAGCAUUUGAAAUGAGCCUCGCUGAGGGGCUGAGAUUUGAGAGGCGGUUAUUCCAUGCCUUAUUUUCAACCAAGGAUCAGAAGGAAGGCAUGGCUGCUUUUUCUGAGAAACGCAGGGCAGAGUGGACGCACUCGUAA